UGGGACGAGAAUGAGUAUUAAAAAAAAAAAGGAGUCAUUAUUUAGAACGAAGAUGAGAUAAUUAAAUUAAAAAAUUGAUGGUUCGAAAAAAUUGAUCAAAAAUAACAAAAUAACAAAAAUGCUGCUUUAAUAUUUUAUUUUUUUAAAAUGAAAAAAUUGGCAAGGAGGAACCGUAGCGUACUCUCGUCAUAUGAAAAUGAUACAAUUUCUAAUAAUUUUUAAUAAUAAUAAUAAAUAAUAAAAUUUAUUUAAAGGAGCAAUUCAAUUGGCAACUUCUUCUUCCAAGGCCACAAGGCGGAGAGUGAAAACCGCUGCUCCUUCGGCUUUCUGUGUGUCAGUAAACAGCUAGUUUCCAUUGACCGCCAACUACCUGGAAGGUAAAUUCUUUCCCGUUGAAUUUUCCCUCCUCCUUGUAUUGACUUUCCGCUCCUUUCCCUUCAAAACCAAACAGUCCCUUCCCUUUCGAUUCCAAGAAAUUCACAUUUUCCUCUUCCCAAAUAUGGAGAACUCUACUCAAGAAUCUCACCUCAGAUCCGAUUACAAUUCCAUUACCUAUGAAUCCCUUUACCCUAUUUACGCCAUGGCUUUCUCCUCUUCUCCUUCCCGCUCCGUCGCCAACCACCACCGUAUUGCUGUUGGAAGUUUCAUCGAAGACUACAACAACCGAGUCGACGUUAUUUCUUUCGACACCGAAACCCUAUCUUUCAAGACUAGCCCUACUAUUUCCCUCGACCACCCUUACCCUCCGACUAAACUUAUGUUCCAUCCCGCUGCCGCUUCCUCUCUCCGUAAGACGUCGGAUCUCCUUGCCUCGUCAGGUGACUAUCUCCGACUCUGGGAAGUUCGGGAAAGUUCCGUUGAACCUGUUUCUGUUCUUAAUAAUAGUAAGACUAGUGAAUUUUGUGCUCCGUUGACUUCUUUUGAUUGGAAUGAGAUUGAGCCUAAGAGAAUUGGGACUUGUAGUAUUGAUACGACCUGUACUAUUUGGGAUAUUGAAAGAGGAGCUGUUGAAACGCAGCUUAUUGCUCAUGAUAAAGAGGUAUACGACAUUGCUUGGGGCGAAGCAAGGGUUUUUGCGUCGGUUUCUGCAGAUGGGUCUGUUAGAAUUUUUGAUUUGAGAGAUAAGGAACACUCUACAAUCAUUUAUGAAAGUCCACAACCAGAUACACCUCUGCUUAGAUUGGCUUGGAACAAGCAGGAUUUGAGGUAUAUGGCAACCAUUUUGAUGGAUAGUAAUAAAGUUGUGAUCUUGGAUAUUAGAUCACCAACUAUGCCUGUUGCAGAGUUAGAAAGGCAUAGAGCGAGUGUUAAUGCUAUUGCUUGGGCUCCACAGAGCUGUCGGCAUAUUUGCUCUGUUGGGGAUGAUGCACAGGCACUCAUUUGGGACUUGCCUACUGUGGCUGGGCCUAAUGGGAUUGAUCCCAUGUCUAUGUACUCUGCAACUUCUGAAAUCAAUCAGUUGCAAUGGUCAGCUUCCCAGCCUGAUUGGAUUGCUAUUGCAUUUUCGAACAAAAUGCAGCUUUUAAAAGUUUGAGAUACUAUAUAAUGUUUUACUGAGUAGGGUACUAGCUUUGAUGUUAACUUGUAUUAUUGAAACUCUAUUGUUUUUUCUAAUUAGAAAUUUGCUUGCUUUGAAUGAAUUUAGAAAUUAGUUGAUGCUAGCUUAAAUCUAGUGCUAGUUUUAUUUC
Messenger RNA from Jatropha curcas, 1688 nucleotides. It is a transcript of the gene TTG1, whose product is annotated as Transducin/WD40 repeat-like superfamily protein. The record is from RefSeq and is a predicted model, not a curated record. NCBI's taxonomy places the organism in Eukaryota, Viridiplantae, Streptophyta, Magnoliopsida, Malpighiales, Euphorbiaceae. Gene Ontology annotation, molecular function: protein binding.